UGAUGAGGCAGUCUUAAGCGUCUUCUGAAGCAGAAAUUUUCAAUUCUCCGCUUCUAUUGAAACUGCGCCUUGAAUUUUGUUACCUUGACUUUGAACUGUGAAAGAUCUAAUGCCCGAAUUUCGCGUACGUGCACCAAUAAGAUGGUACUGUUUCUUUAAAGGAAGUUUUCGGAACAGCACUGUAUCUUUGUGAACUAAAAAUGAUGCAUUAUAAUCUUAUCUAUAAUGCCGAUGCUUCAGCAUCUCGUCGCCGUGUGUAUCUCUACGAUCUCGUUUAUUGUAAAUAUUGUGAUAAAUAUUUUCAUCCAUUCGCUUGAAUUCGGUGUGCGUACUUCAGAUUUUUCAUCAGAAUUGAAAUUCUUUCUUUCUGUGCAAGACAGGAGUUAUAUUAGAAGUUUUCUAAAUUAAAAACUGUGUAUUAAUUUUCGAACUAAAAUGAAAAAUAUUAAAAAUUCUUGAAUGGAAAUAGAUUCAAAUUAUUGCUCUUUUCUUACAUUGAUGUUGUUUAUGAUAUAUUAGUAAUGUGGACCAAUUGUUUAAAGUGUGGGAGUAUGCAGUAUUUCAGGAGAUAGUGUUAAAUAAUUUUUGAGGACAUACAAGACAUUUUUAGCUGUUGAAUUUAUUCGAUUUUAAGAAUAUUGAAAUCAUGAGCUGUUUCUGUUUCAGUCGCCGCAAGCAAAAAUCUCCAAAGAUAGAACACCAACAUUCUGCUAGUCCUAAUGCUCAGAUCAUGUCAAGUAGUAUUUACCAUAACGGAUCAGGAUGCGAUACGGCUCUUCAGAUUUUGCUAGAUUCUCUAGAUCAAGUAUGCGAAAAAGUUGACACACCUGUUGAAGAUCAUUUGUUUUUAUCACAGUUGUUACAGAACAAAAAUUUACAAUCCCUCAUUACAGUUCAUAAUAAAAUAAACAGCCAGAAUGUCCAACCAUCGUAUCAAGAUGUGAGCAGACUUGCCAAAGAUGUUAAAGAAUUACUGAAAGUUUCUAAGUCACCAGAGUCAAUUGAGUUGCAAGUAUUAUUAGAUAAACCUCAUUUAAAGGCUCUUUUUCAAACUCAUGACCAGGUGGCAAGAAAAGACUUCCUUCCAGCUUUACCAGAUGUGCCUUUUGAAGUAGAUGAAGAUGAUGAAAGUGUCAAAGUUGUUCAACUUAUAAAAAACACUGAACCUUUGGGUGCCACUAUCAAAAUCGAUGAAGCUUCGGAUGCUGUUGUUGUGUCUCGCAUUGUUCGUGGAAGUGUAGCUGAUCGCAGUGGCCUUAUAAAUGUAGGGGAUGAGCUCCGAGAAGUAAAUGGCAUUCGUGUUAAAGGAAAAAGCCCUCUAGACAUUCUUGCAAUUUUGGAGCAAUGCAGAGAAGGCACAAUUACAUUCAAACUAGUGCCAGGAGUGCCUCCAAAGCAUGCACCAUCAGAUCAAGUCAGAGCUAAUUUUUGCUAUGAUCCAAUGCUUGAUCCAUUGAAUCCCAAACCAGAAUCAGGUCUUGCAUAUCGUAGAGGUGAUAUUCUUCACAUUGUUAGUCGUCAAGAUCCUGACUGGUGGCAGGCCCAUUUAGAUAAUGAUUCAAGAAUUGGAAUUAUCCCUAGUCCAGAUGUUCAAAAAAGGCGUCUUUCAACAUUUCAGAAUGGCUCUCUUUGCAAAAGGAGUGAAUUAAAUUCAAAUGAUUACUUUGAUCCUGAUGCUAAAGAUAUACAAGUGUAUGAAGAAGUUGCACUGUUACAUCCUGUGCCUGGAACAUAUAGACCUAUUGUACUCAUAGGUGCUCCGGGUGUUGGUCGUAAUGAAUUGAAGCAGAGAUUGAUUUCAUAUGAUCCUGUGCAUUAUAAAACAACUAUUCCCCACACCAGUAGACCCCCUAAGAGUUGGGAAGAGGAAGGCAAAGAAUAUUAUUUUGUUUCUCGUGAAGAAAUGGAAGAAGGCAUUCGUGAAGGAAAAUUUGUUGAGUAUGGGGAAUACCGUGGAAACUUGUAUGGCACAAGUAUUGAGUCAGUUUUUACUAUUGUGAGAUCUGGUCGUGUCUGCAUUUUAAAUCCUCAUCCCCAGGCUUUGAAGCUUCUGCGUACAGCAGAACUGAAGCCAUAUGUUAUAUUUGUUAAACCUCCACCAUUCGAAUUGCUCAAAGAAACUAGGAACUCUGCUCAGUCCUCUUUUGAUGAAAAUUAUUCCCGUGGAUUUACUGAUCGAGAAUUACAAGAUAUAAUAGAUAACAGCUGGAACAUAGAGAGGGUGUAUGGUCAUAGAUUUAAUAGUACAAUAGUUAAUGAGGACAUAAAUAAAUCAUUCAAAGAACUACUAACAGUUGUUAAAAAAGUGGAAAAUGAGCCCCAGUGGGCUCCAGCAACUUGGGUGCUAACUCCAUGAGUCCUUCUAUUAAACAGUAUUGCAAGAACAUAUAAAAAAUGAAAAUUUACUUUUUUGAAUAAUAUUUUACUUGUGUUAUAUAAUAUAUACAAGGAGUUUAAGAUCAUAAAAUGUAGAUUUCUUUUGUAAUAUUUGAUGUUUUAGAAGUUAUGUACAGUGAAAAUGUAUUAAAUAUUUGAUGUGUUACGUAUGUUGUAAAAUGAAAAACUUCCUACUAAUAAUCUUUUUUUUUUUUUUUUUUUUCACAAACUGUGGUAUAUUUGAGUUGAUUUGUGAAGUAGAGUUGCUUUCAGUUAUUAUCGGUAGCAUGUGUCAGUUUGAUUUUUUUAUGUCAAAUCAAUGACUGAGUAUAUGUAAAAUUUAAUUACUUGAAUAUUUAUCGACACCAAAAGUUUUGAAUUCACAGGUCGUCUUUGCUGGUCUGUUAUGAUAAAAUGCAAUUUGGAAUGUCAUAAAAGUUCUGUCUUAUAAAACAGAUAGUUAAGGUAAUGUGAAAGCAAUUGAAGAAACUCUGCUUUAGGAGAAACUGAUUAAUAUUCAUGUUACAAGUGGACGAAAUUCCUUUUCAGCUGCCAGUAAUCACAUUAGGCAUAAGCUGCUAGCUUUUAUUGGUGUUACAUGCUCAUGCAUCAAGUUGCGUCUUUCAAAAUAUUUUUUAUUGCCUAAUCAUAUUAUAUAUGUGACUGUGUGCUUAAAACUAUGAGAAAGCAACCCUUCUUUUAAAAAUCUUAUUUUGGACCAAAAUUUGUUAUGUUUGUUAAAAGAGGAAAUAUUGUUAAAUUGUUACCCAGCAUUCUACUUAAAAGUUUCAUACUUUUCUUUCACAUUUUGUUUACUCAUUUUAAUUCAUUUCAUUAUACUGAGAAUCAUAGUUAUGCAAAGUAGGCCCACCGAUAGUGUUCCAUAAGUCCUUAUUUAUUAGUUAAUAUAUGCAGUUAUUUCUUUUAAAUGUAUGUUAUUAAAAAUAUGACUGUACAUCUGCAGCAUAAAUUGUUUAUGCAUGUUAGAAGUAAACUUAAUAAUUAUAAUUAAUUCAGGUAGCCUCUUAUGUAAUUAUAAUUCAUUAUUGAUAGCAUCAGAGAGGUUGUAAUUCAGUAUAAUAUGUAUUAUAGGCUUAUAUAUUAAUUUUAUUACUCCUUCAUUUAAUAUGCCAUAAAUGUUGAGUAAUAGUUAUAAUUUUGCUCUUUUGAAAUGUCAUAAAAGAGUAUUUUAUUACAGAAUUCAAGUAUAUCAAUUCUAAAAUGCAUAAUAGAUUACAUGCUGUGUGUGCUAUUUUAACAUGCGAUUGAAUAGUAAAAAUAUACACUUUUCAAAAUAUUCAGGUUCUGAAUUUUUGUAAGAAUUAGUUGAGAAUCUAAAUUUUUAGAAUGUAUUUUUUACCCUUACUACAUUAAUAGCUGGGCCAUGAAUUAAAAGUCUUAAUUAAUUUAAAAAAAUGUAGAUGUUAAAAAUUGUAAUUUUAGCAGUUUUUGUAAGUUUUUGAAGAAAAAUAUUCAUCUUGGAAUGUGUAAGGGGAAUUAAAUUGCUUUAUUUGUUAAUUAUUUGGUUUUGAAGGUUGAAUCUUCAUAAAACUGUGUUAAAAAAUCUUUUAAAAUUAUAUAGAAGUGUUUGAUGUAAAUUUUUGCUAGUGUAAUGUUUUCUUCUUCAAAUCUCAAAUGGCGUUUUGCUGUUUGCAUCAUGUUUUCAUAGAUAAAAUGCUUUUACAUUGUUAUCACAUAGGCAUAUAUAUAAACAAGAAAUUUUUACUGCUAAUGUUUUUGUUUUAUAUUUUAGUCAACUGUUUUUCUAUACUGUGUAUGACUGUUUUAGUUCAAUCUGUAUAUGUAGCUUUAAUUUCUCUGAAAUUUUUUAAUCAACACAAAGCUUUACCUAUAAAAAUGACUUUUAUGGUUGAAAUAAUGGUUGUGAAAUGAAACUAGGUUUGUGACUUCUAAAAAUUUAAUAUUUACCAUUCUUUGCUUCUUCAUUAACAGAUUUCUAAGUAUUCUGAAAAAUGCUGUGUUCUUUCUUACCAAAAAGAGCUGUAUUUUAAUUAAUUUCUGAAAUAUGUGUGAUGCAUAAAAAUUAUGUUUGAAAUAGAAAUUAUGCUUUACAGUCUUUUUGAGUUUCAGUUCUUUAUUAAGUGAGAAUGUAAUGAAUUCCAUCUUAAAUGUGUAUUUUUCCAUUGUAUAUAAAUUUUCUUUGCCAAGAAAUAUAAUAGUGUUUAAUAUAACUAUUAGCUGGGGAACAACUUCUUCAAUUUUAGUGUUGCUUUUAUAAUACAUGACAUAUCUUUAUUAACUUUAGUAAGCUGCCUUUUCAUAUUUGUAUAUCUUUAUUAACUUUAGUAAGCUGCCUUUUCAUAUUUAUAUAUAGGGUCAUACCCAAACAUAAGGGCAUAGCAUUAAGGCAUUAUUUUCCAAAAGAGUGCAAAAUUUAUUACAUGUAAUCUACAGGGCAGUGGCCUUACAAGAUUAUUCAACAUAAUUUCUGUUUUUGACAUAAUUGAAAUAAUUUCAAAUUAUUACAGCUAUAAAUCUAAUGAAAUCUGUUUGUAAUAAUGGCAAAACCGUUGAACUCAUCUAAGGUUUACUUUCAUGUCUAUCUUAAACAAUGUCUUUUUAAAAGCAUAUUCCUCUUCAAAAAGAUUUAUGUGUAAAAUUUUAUAUAACUUUGCCAAUUACUAUUAGUUUUUCUUAAAAGUCAUACUCUAUUUAAUGUUGCUGCAAUUUGUACUAAUACAAAAUAACUUUUUUAUAUGUAUUUCUCAUUAUGAAAAGUAUUAUAUGUGAAUUCACUGUCAAAAUUAUCAAAGAUAUUUAUGAAAAGUAUUACUACAUAUAUUGUGCCAAAAAUUCCUUAGGUAUUAACUCAAAAUUUUUAGCUUAAAACUGGCUAAAUUGUUGUUGAUUGUUAUGGAAAUUUUAAAAAAUAUUUUCAAGGAAUAAAUUUUAAUCUGAAUAAUUUUUCAUUCAAUGCACAAUUGUCAUUUUUUGUAACAAGCAGUAUUAAUGGCUAUACUGGGAAUGACAUUAUUCAUAUUAAAAAUGACUGUAAGUGUGCUAGUAAAGGGGAAUACUAAACACUGAAUUCCUAGUUAAAUUCUCUACAGUGAAGCAUUCCUGUUGCUAAUUACUGAUUAAAAUUCUUUUAAGCAGUGCAACAUUUCUUUCAGUAGUUUAUUAUGGAUUUUCUGAAUUACUUGUAAAUAUAACUACAAUAAAUUAAUAGUAAAUGUACUGUAAUAAAUGCUAUUUAGUGUCUUUUAUGUACAUCUUCUUUCAUCAAUAAAAUAUUUAUAUAAGACUUGGA
Molecule: messenger RNA, 5647 nt
Organism: Stegodyphus dumicola
Lineage: Eukaryota; Metazoa; Arthropoda; Arachnida; Araneae; Eresidae
Product: MAGUK p55 subfamily member 7-like
Molecular function (GO): protein binding
Source: RefSeq, a predicted model, not a curated record